UUAACUUCCGGCCAUGUUCCAGAAGCAUCUCGUUGCUUGUUUAUUCACGUUGUUAAGCUAAAAAUUAUUUGAAGAAAAAUGGACAAACCACAGAUAAUUGCCCAUAUAGAAAAGUCUUUGGAUUAUACACUGUUUGAUACCAAAUGGAUACCCUGUAGUGCAAAGUUUGUUGUGUUGGGUAAUUAUGCUAGGGGAACCGGUGCUUUACAAAUUUAUGAGUUGUCACAUGGACAACUAAAUUGCGUAAAAGAGAUAGAGAAAUCAAAGGCACUGAAAUGUGGGACAUUUGGUGCAUCUAGUAUGCAGCAAAGAUAUCUUGCCACUGGAGAUUUUGAGGGCAAAAUGCAAAUAUGGAACCUGGAGACACCAGAGCUACCAGUGUAUUCAGUGAAAGGCCACAAAGAAAUCAUAAACUGUAUUGAUGGAGUUGGGGGCCUUGGAAUUGGAGAAGGUGCUCCAGAAAUCGUCACAGGAAGUAGAGAUGGGGCAGUGAAGGUAUGGGACCCUCGUCAAAAGAAUGACCCUGUUGCCACAAUGGAGCCAAGUGAAGGAGAAACCAAGCGGGACUGUUGGGCUGUAGCAUUUGGUCAUGCCUUCAACAAACACGAUAGAUGUGUAGCUGCUGGUUAUGACAAUGGCGAUAUUAAAUUGUUUGAUCUGAGAAGUAUGUCUCUACGAUGGGAAACCAACAUUAAGAAUGGAGUGUGUGGAUUGGAAUUUGACAGAAAAGACAUCAGUAUGAAUAAACUAGUUGCUACAUCACUAGAAGCAAAAUUCCAUUGUUUUGACAUGAGAACUCAACAUCCCACAAAAGGAUUUGCUUCAGUUUCUGAAAAGGCCCACAAAGCAACUACAGUUUGGGGAGCCCGCCAUUUACCCCAGAAUAGGGAUGUUUUCAUGACAAUGGGAGGAAAUGGUUCACUGUGCCUCUGGAAAUAUAACUAUCCCUCACAGAGAGUUAAACAGGAUGAGAAUAAACAGGAAAUGGGUGUAGCUGGUACCCUCAGUCUGUUACAGAAUGUCACAUUGUCCACUCAGCCCAUAAGCUCCUUUGAUUGGAGCCCAGACAAGGAGGGGCUGUGUGUGUGUACAGCUUUUGACCAGACUGUUAGAGUUCUCAUUGUGACAAAAUUAAACAGGAUCUGAUCUGUGAAUUUAGAAGAAAUUUUCACUUAUCAUCAACCCAGAUGUGUUCUGCUGUGGUGCAACUUGAGAAUGUCAUGAAAAGAGAAAACAUCUCAUCCAAUUACUAAUGAAAAAUUGAGCUGGUUUGUGACUUGUGAGCAAAAAUUCCUUUGCAAUUCCUUCAGCAAUCUCUCUACAUAUAUGGGAAUAAGAAAUGUCAUCUUUUCAUCAUUGUUUAUGUUCUGAAGUAACAAAACAAUGUGUAACUUGGACAUUUGAUAUUACAUAAUAUAUUUUUUACAUCCAAUUCAAUGUAUAUCCAUGUUAAAGAUAAAUCUAAGUGGAAUUGGUUGGAGAUAUUUAUUUAUUAUUAGAUCUGC
Molecule: messenger RNA, 1505 nt
Organism: Saccostrea echinata
Lineage: Eukaryota; Metazoa; Mollusca; Bivalvia; Ostreida; Ostreidae
Product: dynein axonemal assembly factor 10-like
Exons: 8
Coding region: 79-1146 (355 amino acids)
Molecular function (GO): ubiquitin binding
Source: RefSeq, a predicted model, not a curated record